This is a messenger RNA of Saccharomyces kudriavzevii IFO 1802, 1056 nucleotides long. RefSeq names its product Pog1p (gene POG1). Bases 1 to 1056 code for a protein of 351 amino acids. The record is from RefSeq and is a predicted model, not a curated record. NCBI's taxonomy places the organism in Eukaryota, Fungi, Ascomycota, Saccharomycetes, Saccharomycetales, Saccharomycetaceae. The transcript has a single exon.
AUGGAACGAGAGCCACAUAAGCAAUUCGAAGAAAAAAAGAAGCAAAAACGACCAAUGGCUGCUGAAGGAGAACAGAAUUUCUCGUUGUCUUCCGGCACUACAGUGACAGCUGAUGCCGCAGACGAGAGUUCCGGCAGGAGACCAGCAGAAGCGCUACAAACGAGGGAGUCUCUAUCACUGCGAAUAAAGUUGCUGAAACGGCUUGGAAUCGACGACGUUCAAGAUCUGGAUGCAAGUGAUGUCGACCUAGUGGACCAGUUUGUGAAUAUACGAUUGGUAAAUGACACAAAAGAAUUAGAGAAGAUACGUGGGUCGAAUCUCACCAAACUGAGCCAAAUUAUCGAAAAAUGUGUGGCAAGCGAUAAAAUCAGUGAUUCGAUAUUGAACAAGAUUCUUGACAUGUCGAUGAGCAGGGACGCCAGCAAUGAUCACAAUAACCACCUUAUGGUACCGUCGCCGACAAUGACGAAGAAACGUAAGAUAGGCGCGUCUGAGUUAGCCAGUCCACGGGGCCAUAGAAGGUACAGAUCUGAUAUUCCCACGGUGUCGGAAAUUGAAACAGGUGUCGGAUACCCUCAAGUGCAUCAGCAACCGAGUGCAUACACUUUGCCCGUACCUGCAAGCCAGUGGAUGGCGAAUCCGUAUAUGCAACCCCCACAAUCACAAGUACAGCAGUUGGUGCCACAGUAUUUAUACCCGCCAGGGAUGGGACCGCAGCCUCCGCUGCCAACGAUGAACCCAAAUUCCGAGUCCCAGACACCUGUGAUGAGCUCGCAAUUUCUCUCUCUAAACCAGCACGGCCUUUACCAACAAAACAUGGGUGCGCACCCCGUAAUGAGCAUGGGCCCACAAGCAAACAUAUACGGCCAGCAACAACAGCUGCAACACAGUCAAGAACGAGAUCCACCAAGAAAAAGUUUCAGUCAUAGAAGGUCGCAGAGCGCUAACAUUUCCAUGGCGAAUUUUAGGUCGCCCAUGCGAAAUCCUCAGCCGGGUUCAUCUCACAGACCUGUUAAUUUUCUAAUCCAUACCCCCAAACAUCCUCCUCCCACAUGA